CUCCUUAAUUGCUUCUUUCUUUCCUUUUGCAAAAUAGACAAAGAAAGGUGACUAAGUGGAGUAUUAUGUGAAACCCUUAAGAACCUGAAGAAAAGAUCUCUGAAGAAGAGCCAAAUAACAAGAAAAAUGCUCCGUAGAUUCAUUGUUUCCCCUUAUGAACGCCUUUAUAGGGCAUGGGAGAUUUUCCUGGUGGUACUAGUGAUUUAUACAGCUUGGAUGUCCCCUUUUGAGUUGGGAUUUCUUAAGGAACAAGAAGGACCACUCUCCAUAAUUGACAAUGUUGUCAAUGCAUUCUUUGCAAUUGAUAUAAUACUCACCUUCUUUGUAGCAUAUCUGGAUAAAACCACGUACCUACUUGUUGAUGAUCACAAGCAGAUUGCUUGGAAGUAUGCAAGAACUUGGUUUGUAAUUGAUGCCAUAUCAACAAUUCCUUCUGAACUUGCUCGCAAGAUUACCCCAACUCUGGUACGUCAAUAUGGCUUAUUCAAUUUGCUACGUGUCUGGCGUUUACGAAGAGUUGUUGUCUUGUUUGCCAGAUUGGAACAAGAUCGGAAUUUCAAUUUCUUUCGGGUUCGAAGAGUGAAGUGUGUAUGUGUCACUAUUUUUUUCGUUCACUGCGCUGGAUGUUUUAAUCAUCUAAUUGCAAUUAAUUAUCCUAAUCCAACCAAGACAUGGAUCGGACAUUCCAUGGAUGACUUCCUUAAUAAGGAUAUCUGGAUUCGUUAUGUCACUGCUAUUUAUUGGUCUAUAGCUACUCUCACUAGAGUAGGCUAUGGUGAUUUGCAUCCAAUGAACACACGAGAGAUGAUAUUCAACAUUUUCUACAUGCUUUUUACCUUUUGCUUGAAAGCGUAUUUGAUAGGAAAUAUGACCAAUUUUGUGAUCCAUGGAACAAGUAGGACUAAUCAAUCUGUAACUUGUCGGGAUCCACUGCCGGAGACAGAGCACAUGUUAACCCAUGCUAAAAUCUUUCCAACAAGAGUUACAGUAAGUUGCCCUGAAAAGGGGGAUAUUACAGGGGACCUUAUUUUAGUUACACGUAGCUUUCAAGAGCUGCUAGACAUUGGUUACAAAAUAUAUGGGAUCAAGCAGGCCAAAGUGCUGAUCAACGACUGGGCUGAAAUUGAUGACUUUGAGUUGAUUAGAGAUGGUGAUCAUUUAAUUUUUGUUAGUGAUCAAGUGAAUGCUGAACCUAACAACUAAAUAUUGAUAACCUAAACUAAAUUAAAGUAUCUAUAUAUUAACAAGCAAAAUCAAAAUCAAGAAAAGAAGGAACAGAUCGAUGCAGAUGCAGACAUGAACAAAUGAAAUUGAAAGAACAUCGGUGUUGUCAAAAUAAGGAUAUGGACUAGUUGACUGGCCUUUUGUUAUUUUGACUGAGUAUAAAUGGUCUGGGCUGAUCCAUGACAUUGGGCUUUCAUUUGAAAAUGAAGAAGAUUGGGCUUCUGUCUAAAACGACCAGCCCACUGUCCACAAAUCUGAUUUUCUUUUACCCUUCAACAUUUUCUACAUAGUAUUCUUUUCUCUUUCUAGAAACAAUGAGGUGUACAGAUUAUUUUUGUUAAAGGUACAAUGAGUUGUACAGUUUGUUAGAGGUCACUAUCUAGGUUUAGAUAAUUAAUUUUUUAGUCCUAGGACUUUUGAUUAUUUACACAGUUUAGUAGCUUAGGAUUUGAAUAUUUGCACAACAAGUGGCUUAAACACUUGUAUAAAU
Molecule: messenger RNA, 1714 nt
Organism: Lycium barbarum (goji berry)
Lineage: Eukaryota; Viridiplantae; Streptophyta; Magnoliopsida; Solanales; Solanaceae
Product: potassium channel AKT1-like
Exons: 5
Coding region: 127-1203 (358 amino acids)
Biological process (GO): transmembrane transport; potassium ion transport
Cellular component (GO): membrane
Molecular function (GO): voltage-gated potassium channel activity
Source: RefSeq, a predicted model, not a curated record